Molecule: messenger RNA, 5192 nt
Organism: Leucoraja erinaceus (little skate)
Lineage: Eukaryota; Metazoa; Chordata; Chondrichthyes; Rajiformes; Rajidae
Gene: jak1
Product: Janus kinase 1
Exons: 21
Coding region: 1332-4472 (1046 amino acids)
Biological process (GO): cell surface receptor signaling pathway via JAK-STAT; cell differentiation; intracellular signal transduction
Cellular component (GO): cytoskeleton; membrane; cytosol
Molecular function (GO): non-membrane spanning protein tyrosine kinase activity; cytokine receptor binding; ATP binding
Source: RefSeq, a predicted model, not a curated record
CUUUUGGUAGGUGGACUUACCAUUGUGGCAGGCUUCAUGCAGAUAAGGAAAACAGCAAGUUUUAUGUCUGUUUUAAUUGAGUUAGCUCCUCUUGGCAAAAAACAAACUGUCAGAGAAACUCAGCAGGUUGAGCAGCAUCUGCGAAGUGAAAGGAAUUGCCGACAUUUUUGGGUGAGAGUGGAGAGGAAAGAUGGCCAGUCUAAAGAGGAGAGGGAGAGGACUGACACAGAGGCCAAUAGUUGAUAUGUGGACCGAGGGGGAAUGAAGGAUAAUAGGUAGGUGGAGGAGGGGUGGGGUUUGAAGACAGGCAGGUGGAUGAAAGGUGGAAGCAGACAAGGUAUACAAGAUGGCAGAUGGGACCAGUUGAGGAAGGUGAAGGCAGAGUCACCUGCUGAGGCUGAUAAGCUGAGACAUAAAGGUGAUCAAUCCUGGGAUCUCAUGACUAAGGAAGGUGGGAAAGAGAAAUCUAGUGGGUAUUCUGUGCAGAGAUUCCUAUUGCUACACAUUUUUGUCCAGUUUUCUGAUUGUCUUCUGUGUGCUAAGUACACAUGCCAAGUGAGGAUAGAAGCAAAUCCAACUAUUUCAUGUGAUCCAAAAGCGUUCCCACAGCCCCAACAUGUUGUGAUAACAUGCAUGAGCUAAAACAGUUGGCUCGCAUACUUACCAUUAUGUGUUAGUCAUUCAUGGUCUUGCGAAAGGGACACUGUUUGACUCAGUCUUUCCUUUCAAAGUCUUGUGUAAUUAUGUGAACAAUGUACUUUCAGUAAAGGCCUCUGAAAUCUCUUGGUGCCUCCAGUUAGUAACAAACUGAAGACUUGAUUUGUAGAUACAAGGAACUGCAGAUGCUGUUUCACAGAAAAAAAUGGCACAGUGCUGGAGUGGGGGACAGGUAGCAUCUCUGGAGAACAUGGAUAGGUAUUGAUUUAUAUCUGUUGAUACUUUUAAGGUGGGCAAAAAAAUAUUGGAGACAACCCUGGACUCCGAGUGUGGUUAUUCCUUUAGCAUUACAGCAAAAGCAGAUUGCUGGUGGAGAUUUGGAGAAUAAAAUAGAAGGUCAACAAGUCAAGUCAAGUUUAUUCGUCACAUACACAUACGAGAUGUGCAGUGAAAUGAAAAGUGGCAAACAGCCCAUGGUACAAUCUGCUGCACAUAAACCUCUGCCCAUUAUUUUGUGUGGGCUGUAGCAUUCAUUCAACGUCAUUGCUCUACAUGGACCACCUACCAGAACAAACCAUCUCUGUUUCUUCAGGUUCUUCUUUGGUAACUGGCAUGGAUCCAAUGAAAAUGAACAACCAGUCUGGAGACAUACUCCUACACGAAAGCAGAAAAACAUGCGUGACUCGCAAAAUGCAGAAAAUGGAACUCCUCUCUUGGAUGCAAAUUCCUUGGAAUACCUAUACUUUCAGGGACAGUAUGAUUUGAUUAAAGGCCUGGCCCCUGUUCGAGAUCCUAACAGUGACUGUGAAUUUCAUGAAAUAGAGAAUGAGUGUCUGGGAAUGGCAGUCCUGGCCAUGACACAUCAGGCCCUUAACCGGAAAAUCCCACUGCAAGAAAUCUCCAAGGAAAUGAGUUACAAGAAUUACAUUCCCGAGACACUGAACUCGAGCAUCAGGCAGCGAAACAUUCUGACUAGGUGUCGUAUCAAUAAUGUCUUCAAAAACUUCCUGAAAGAGUUCAACAACAAGACGGUGUGUGACAGCAGCGUGUCUCCUCAUGACCUCAAAGUCAAGUAUCUGGCCACCCUGGAAUCAUUGACCAAGAAUUUUGGAGAGGAAAUAUUUAAGCCGAUAAGCCUGUUGAUUUCAGCGGAAAACGAACGUUUGAUGAUCAACUAUGAGCCCAUUGAAAAGGAACAGAAAGAGAAAGAACAUGAGGUGAUGGUCGCCGGAAGUACGGGAAUUAAGUGGAGACGUAUACCAAAAGAGUCAACAACUAUUUUGAAAGAGAAAAAUAAAUUGCAGAAGAACAAGAACAAGCACCUGCCCAAAAGCAGUAAGACAGGUGAAGGCAAAGGUGUUCACAGUGAGAACUGGAAUCUAUUUUCUGACUUUUAUGAGAUCACGCACAUCACCUUAAAGGACUCCCUAGUUAUGAUCAACAAACAAGACAACAAAAAGUUGGAGCUUGAGCUGUCAUGCUAUGACGAAGCACUUUCCAUGGUAUCUUUGAUUGAUGGCUACUUCCGUUUGACAGUAGAUGCCCACCACUAUCUGUGCACAGAAGUGGCUCCGCCUCUGGUGGUGUGCAACAUUAAACAUGGCUGUCACGGGCCCAUACGCACUGAAUAUGCUAUCAACAAGUUGAAGCACGAAGGCAAUGAGGAUGGUAUGUACGUAUUGCGAUGGAGUUGUACAGAUUUCAAUCACAUCCUCAUGACAGUUGCAUGCAGUUCUCCCCCUGAGUGCGUUAACUUCUGCGAUCGAGGCAGCGGCUCAAGAAUGCCAAAGCAGUACAAAAACUUUCAGAUUGAAGUGAGCAGCAAAUCUGGCUACAGGUUGCACGGCUCUGACAACUACUUCACAAAUCUCGGGGAACUGAUGAAACAUCUCAAAGGGCAGAUUCUUAAAACCGAGGACAUCAGCUUCCAACUCAAAUCCUGCUGCCCACCAAAACCACGAGAAAUCUCAAAUCUGUUGGUGAUGACAAAAAGCUGGUCCCAGAUUUCACAGAUGGCUGCAAGCAACUACAACUUAAGUCAGUUGAGCUUCCAUCGAAUCCGCAAGGAGGAGAUUUGUCAGAAUGAACACCUUGGAAGAGGAACCAGAACAAACAUUUAUUCUGGGACACUGAAUUACAAAGAUGAUGAUGAAGAGAAUGGAAAUGUCUACAACACAAAAGACAUCCGAGUAGUCCUUAAGAUCCUUGAUCCAAGUCACAGGGCCAUCUCCCUGGCUUUCUUUGAAACGGCUAGUAUGAUGAGGCAAGUUUCUCAUAAGCACAUUGUCCUCUUACAUGGAGUUUGUGUUCGAGAUCUGGAAAGUAUUAUGGUUGAAGAAUUGGUUGAAUUUGGCCCACUUGAUUUGUUCAUGCAUCGAGAACGUGAACAUCUUUCAACUUGCACACCAUGGAAAUUUCUGGUUGCUAAACAGCUGGCAAGUGCAUUGAGCUAUCUGGAGGACAAGAACUUAGUGCAUGGCAAUGUAUGUACAAAAAAUAUUUUGCUGGCAAGAAAAGGGAUUGAAAAUGACGGCGGUCCAUUCAUCAAACUUAGUGACCCAGGAGUUCCUAUAUCGGUGCUGUCCAGAGAAGAACGUGUUGAGCGCAUCCCAUGGAUUGCACCUGAAUGUGUAGAAGAGUCCAAACACACGAGCAUUGCUAUAGACAAGUGGAGUUUUGGAACAACCCUGUGGGCCAUCUGCUAUAACGGAGAGGUGCCUCUAAAAGAUCGCAGCCUGGCCGAGAAAGAAAGAUUCUAUGAAGCUCGAUGUAAGCUAACGCCUCCAUCCUCCUGUAAGGAACUGGUCGAGCUGAUGCAACAGUGCAUGACCUACAACCCACCUGAGCGACCCUUCUUCAGGGCCAUUAUGAGAGAGAUUAAUAAACUCCAAGAGCAGAAUCCAAAUAUAGUUCCAGAAGAUGCACCAAAGGCAGAAAUCGAUCCAACCCAUUUUGAAAAAAGAUUCCUCCGUAGAAUUCGGGACCUGGGUGAGGGCCACUUUGGGAAGGUUGAGCUCUGCCGUUAUGAUCCAGAGGGUGACAAUACUGGAGAACUUGUUGCUGUCAAAUCACUGAAACCAGAUAGCAGUGACGAACACAAAGCAGAUCUCAAACGAGAAGUUGAAAUUUUAAAGACUCUCUACCAUGAAAAUAUUGUUAAGUAUAAAGGAAUAUGCACAGAAGAAGGUGGAAAGGGGAUGAAGCUGAUCAUGGAAUAUCUUCCUUCUGGAAGCCUUAAAGAAUAUCUCCCUCGGCAUAAAUCAAAAGUGACCGUAAAAAGUCAAAUUCUAUAUGCAUUGCAGAUUUGUAAAGGAAUGGAGUAUCUAGGAUCACUGCAGUAUGUUCAUCGAGAUUUGGCUGCAAGAAAUGUUCUUGUGGAAAAUGAAAACAGAGUAAAAAUUGGAGACUUUGGACUAACGAAAGUCAUCCAGACCAACAAGGAGUAUUAUAAAGUGCAAGAUGAUUUGGACAGUCCUGUGUUUUGGUAUGCACCAGAAUGCUUGAUACACUGUAAAUUCUACAUUGCUUCAGACGUGUGGUCCUUCGGUGUUACCUUGUAUGAAUUGAUGACAUACUGUGAGUCUGAACAUAGUCCAAUGAAUAUGUUCCUGAAAUUGAUUGGCCCAACUCAAGGUCAGAUGACAGUCACAAGGCUUGUGCGGGUACUUGAAGAAGGCAAACGUUUGCCUUGCCCAACACAUUGUUCUGAGGAGGUUUAUUAUCAUAUGAAGAAGUGCUGGGAACACAGCCCAAGUAACAGAACAACAUUUGAAAACCUUGUGAAUGUAUUUGAGGCUUUGCUUCAAUCCAUGUGAAUUUAAAUGUGGGUCACUGCAAGGAUUGAUUGUAUUUUUGUAACCAUGAGCAACUGUUAUGUUUAAAUAUGCAACUACUUGGUGUAAAUACUGUAUUACUAUGAUGUGUUUAAAUGGGAACUUCUAGAAGGCACAAUGCUGUAGUACCCGUGGAUAAUCAAAUUUAUCCAGACAAAGUUAAUUUUCCAAGACUUUUAUUAAACAAGAUUGCUUUUUUAAAUCUUUGCAAUUCAAAUUUCUAUUUCCCAUGCAAAUGUGUCCAGUAAUUAUUAAACAGACUUAAGACUGUUGUAAAUAUUAUUGAUGGUUGGGGCAAUUUUCUGAAAAGGCCUUUAUUGAUGAACAUCAAAUUUAUAUGUGCAAUCUUCAUGGGGGGGGGGGGGGGGGAGAGAAAACCAGGACUUCAGUAAAGACCAUCUUUCAGAUUAGAAAAAUAACGGCCUCAGCUACUUAUUUGGUUGGUGUCUCUCUAUUAAAUAGGAAGGAAGCUAUCCAUAUGUUCUGCUAAAUAUUUCUGUCUUUGUCGACUUCAAAAAGGUAAUUAACACGCUUAGAGUGAGCACUUGAUGUAUGCUAAUUGACUGUUGUUUCUGGGUUCGACCAGUGCACUCAGGGAAGGACAAGGUGCAAGUAAAUACUUGUUUUUUUCCCCUCUUAAUUUGUUUCUACAUUUUAUAUUUUGUAAUAUAACAAAAACAAUAAAUCUAAUUCAACUUCAAA